AUGACUUACAAUGUCUACACCCUGGAGCGCAUCGGAGGCGGUAGCCGAAACCACGUCGCAAUCUUCGUCGAGACUGGCCCAGACAAGGGCGGCCGACUGUUCCACGUCACCGGUAAUAUCCUGAGCGGGAUGUUCUAUGAGACGAGAGAGUGUGGAAACCCUACGGAAGAAGUACCAUAUAUCCCCGAUUCCAUGAAAAUGAUCGGCACGGUUGACCGGGAGAGCAUGCCUCACUUCGAAGCCGCCUGUGAGGCUGUGGAAGUCCCGGGCCCUCAGCUGAACCUCCGUGGGAAGCAAAUCGACAUCUCGAAGCCGGUUCGUCGCUGCAGUGAGUGGGUUCACGAGGUGAAGGAGAAACUCAUUGCGGACGAGAUCGUGAAGCCUCGAAGAAUGGGUACGGGUGAUGGAGCUUCCUAG
Molecule: messenger RNA, 417 nt
Organism: Zymoseptoria tritici IPO323
Lineage: Eukaryota; Fungi; Ascomycota; Dothideomycetes; Mycosphaerellales; Mycosphaerellaceae
Exons: 1
Coding region: 1-417 (138 amino acids)
Source: RefSeq, a predicted model, not a curated record